This is a messenger RNA of Coffea eugenioides, 1771 nucleotides long. RefSeq names its product F-box protein At1g67340. Bases 170 to 1516 code for a protein of 448 amino acids. Gene Ontology annotation, molecular function: protein binding. The transcript has 3 exons. The record is from RefSeq and is a predicted model, not a curated record. NCBI's taxonomy places the organism in Eukaryota, Viridiplantae, Streptophyta, Magnoliopsida, Gentianales, Rubiaceae.
AUAUCUAUAUCUAUAUAUGAAGGCCUCACCUCUCUUUUACUAUCUCUUUAGAUAGAUAAUAAAGACUCUCCCUUGGGGAAGAAAUACAGAGACAGACACAGUCAGUCUCUCUCUCUCUCUCUCACACACCCUCGCAUACUAAUACCAAUCCUAGCUUUUAGCCAAAGGGAUGAGAACGAGAAGGGGGCUUUGUUAUCCCAGAGUUGUUGUGAAUCACCAUACUAAUAAUAAUACUAAUACAAAUACUAAUACUAGCAGCAGCAGCAGCAUGGCCAAAGCGGCGGUCAAGAGGAGAAGAGACGGUGGAGAAGGAACCACCAAUGGUCGAAAGAAGAUCAAGUUGUCUUCGUCGUCCUCCUCCUCCUCCUCGUUGUCGUGGUGCUUUACCGGACGACAACAAGAACGAGGAGGAGGAAGGGUAGCGGUGUUGAAUGGUGGAGGAGAUUGCGACUUUUUUGAUGCUUUACCGGAUGAUCUACUUGUUUCUAUUCUCUGCAAACUCAGCUCCACCGCUACCUGCCCUUCUGAUUUUAUCAACGCUUUGAUCACAUGCAAGAGACUGAAUGGAUUAGGGCUUCAUUCAAUGGUAUUAUCCAAGGCCUCCCAGAAAAUGUUAGCGGUCAAAGCUAAUAACUGGUCCGACUCCGCCCACCGCUUCCUCAAACUCUGUGCCGAUUCCGGAAACGUCGAAGCUUGCUAUACUCUCGGCAUGAUUCGGUUCUAUUGUUUGCAAAACCGCGGGAGCGGAGCCUCGCUGAUGGCCAAGGCUGCCAUUAGCUCCCACGCGCCCGCUCUUUACUCCCUCUCCGUCAUUCAGUUCAACGGCAGCGGCGGCUCCAAGACCGAUAAGGAUCUCCGAGCCGGCGUUGCUCUCUGCGCCCGCGCUGCCUUCCUCGGCCACAUUGAUGCCCUCCGGGAGCUCGGUCACUGCCUCCAGGACGGCUACGGCGUCAAGCAAAACGUUUCCGAGGGCCGCCGGUUUCUUGUCCAAGCCAACGCGCGUGAGCUCGCCGCCGUCCUCUCCACCUCCCCCUCCGCCUCCGCAUUAACCUCCAGCAAUUGGCUUACCUGGAAUCCCCUGUCGCACCACCGCCACUCCCCCGGCUCAGGAGGGUGUCCGCUCUUGAGCGAUUUCGGAUGUAAUGUUCCGGCUCCGGAGGCUCAUCCGGCCAGCCGGUUCUUGACGGAGUGGUUUGCAGCUCGGGGCGGGAGUCCGGGUCCGGGUCUAAGACUGUGCUCGCAUUCGGGUUGCGGAAGACCCGAGACUCGAAGGCACGAGUUCCGGAGGUGCUCUGUUUGCGGAGCUGUCAACUAUUGCUCGCGCGCUUGUCAAGCGCUUGAUUGGAAGAUGCGGCACAAGGCGGAGUGUGCACCGGUCGAGAGGUGGCUGGAUGAGGACGGAGAAAAUGAAGGGAACGGCAAUGGAAACGGAAAUGAUAACGGUGACGGGGUGGUCAACGGAGGUGGCAACCAGGUUUAUGAUAAUGAUGAUGAUGUGGUGAUGGCGGAGAGUUAGGAGAUGAGUCGACGGUGUGAGUGGAGGACGACUGUGAAGGUGACGGUAACGGCACGUGAGUCUGAAAAAAUGAGGGUGGGGUUGACGGAAAUGUUUUACAGAGCAAGAAAAUUGAGGACAGAUAGGCAAUUUUUUGGGUGGAAAGAACUUUGAACUCCGCAGCAAUGUUUUUUUGUUUUGUUUUUUUUUUGGGGUGUAUAGAGUAAACGAAGUUCGGAGUCUGGUUUCAAAUGGACGGCUCUCUCUUUCUCUCUC